AUGCCUUCACCAUCGGCUCUCACUAUCCCCGCAGUCACCAAGCAUACUGCAACUGUCAUCAUGGCGCAUGGCCUUGGUGAUAGUGGUGCUGGAUGGAUAUCACUCGCAGAGAACUGGCGUCGUCGUCAAAAGUUCCAAGAAGUCAAAUUUAUAUUCCCAAAUGCGCCACCCAUCCCCAUCUCAGUUAACUUUGGAAUUUCCAUGCCAGGCUGGUAUGAUAUUACAACUUUCAGUGAUCUCCAAGCCGGGCAAGAUGAAACCGGAAUUCGACGCUCCCAAGCUUACUUCCACUCGCUCAUCAAAUCCGAGAUAGAAGAUAGCAAGAUCCCAUCCAACCGCAUCGUCGUCGGUGGUUUCUCCCAAGGAGGCGCCAUGGCGAUUUUCUCUGGUAUUACAUGUCCAACACAGCUUGGAGGCAUCUUUGGUAUGAGCUCUUAUUUGUUGUUACAUAACAAACUUCAAGAAUUCGUGGGCGCAGAUGGAGGUUCAAACAAACAGACCAAGAUCUGGAUGGGUCAUGGAGACUGCGAUCCUCUUGUUAAACCAGAAUGGGGUAUUAAAACAGCAGAGGUGUUGCGUGGAGAAGGCUAUGCUGUCCAGCUGAAAAUGUAUCCAGGCCUCGAGCACUCAGCCGAUGUUUUAGAGAUUGAGGACCUUGAGCUAUAUCUUAAAGAUAGAAUACCACCAAUUGGGGAUAAAGAGAGCUAUAGCAGUGCUAGUGUGCUUCUUGCUGAUAACAGUGAUGGCGUGGCGUUGGUUGCAGAGAAGGGGAAAUGA
Messenger RNA from Sclerotinia borealis F-4128, 777 nucleotides. The record is from the annotation of a GenBank genome assembly. NCBI's taxonomy places the organism in Eukaryota, Fungi, Ascomycota, Leotiomycetes, Helotiales, Sclerotiniaceae.